AUGGCGAGAAGGGAACAAGGGGUCUUAGUGGAAAAGCUGGGCCAAGAGGACAGAGAGGACCAACGGGACCCAGAGGGCAGAGAGGGCCCAGAGGAGCAACUGGAAAAUCAGGAGCAAAGGGAACUUCUGGAAGUGAUGGCCCUCCUGGUCCUCUUGGAGAGAGGGGAUUGCCGGGGCCUCAAGGAGCUAACGGUUUCCCUGGACCAAAAGGACCUCCCGGACCACCAGGGAAAGAUGGGCUGCCUGGACAUCCUGGACAGAGAGGAGAAGUUGGAUUCCAAGGAAAGAUGGGUCCUCCUGGACCUCCUGGAGUUGUCGGGCCUCAGGGUCCAUCUGGGGAGACUGGCCCAAUGGGUGAGCGUGGCCACCCUGGACCCCCUGGCCCCCCUGGAGAGCAGGGUCUUUCUGGACCCUCUGGAAAAGAAGGCACCAAAGGAGAUCCUGGUCCCCCUGGAGGCCCUGGCAAAGAUGGCCCCCCAGGACUGA
Molecule: messenger RNA, 486 nt
Organism: Knipowitschia caucasica
Lineage: Eukaryota; Metazoa; Chordata; Actinopteri; Gobiiformes; Gobiidae
Source: the annotation of a GenBank genome assembly